CGGCUUUCAGGACAGAGCGGCAGGAUGGGACAAGAGGCUAGCGCAGCAACAGGGAGGAGAAAUUAAAAAAAAAAAAUACACAAAACACAACUCAGGGAAGUGUUUCUGAUUGUUGUACAAUGAAGAAGCGACUGUGAGGUACUAAUACACGUUGUGAAAAUGAUCCGGACACUCAGCGUUGCCACUUUUAAGUCUGUUGUUGGGGCAGCGAAGCCGGUAAAGGACAUUACAACCAGACGGCUGCACAGCACAUAUGACGUGGCCGUGGUGGGAGGUGGCAUCGUUGGCCUGGCAACAGUCAGAGAGCUCAUUCUGCGACACCCGUCCCUCAGCUUCAUCCUGCUGGAGAAAGAAAAAGAGCUUGCUGUGCACCAGAGUGGGCACAACAGUGGAGUCAUUCACAGCGGCAUCUACUACACGCCAGGGUCGCUGAAGGCCCGUCUGUGUGUCCGAGGAGCCACUUUAGCCUACGAGUACUGUGAGAAGAAAGGACUCCCUUACAAGAAGUGUGGAAAGCUUAUCGUGGCUGUGGAGCAGGAGGAGAUACCCAGACUGCAAGCUCUAUAUGAGCGCGGCAUGAAGAACAAUGUGCGUGACCUCAGUAUUGUCGACGCCAAGGGAAUCCGAGAGCGAGAGCCAUACUGCAGGGGUAUAAUGGCCUUGGACUCGCCCUACACUGGCAUCGUGGACUGGAGGAUGGUGGCUCUCAGGUACGGCCAAGACUUUAAGGAGGCAGGCGGCACGGUGGUGACCGAAUCUGAGGUCAAUGACAUUUCCAUGGUCACAGAGAGUCCAGCUGGGAGCACUGAAGGAAUGAAAUACCCAAUCGUAAUCAGAGACAAAAAGGGUAACGAGGUGCGUUGCCGUUACGUCCUGACCUGUGGGGGCCUGUACUCAGAUCGCCUGUCGCAGAUAUCUGGAUGCAGUCGGGAGCCGCGGAUCGUCCCCUUCAGAGGAGAUUAUUUGGUCCUGAAGCCAGAGAAACACUAUCUGGUCAAGGGAAAUAUCUACCCUGUCCCUGACCCUCGUUUCCCUUUCCUUGGAGUUCACUUCACCCCGAGGAUGGAUGGAGGUGUUUGGCUCGGCCCCAACGCCGUCCUCGCCUUCAAAAGGGAGGGAUACAAAGUGUACGACUUCAAUGCUCGAGACUUUGCAGAUGCGCUCUCAUUCAGGGGCCUUCAGAAGCUGGUGAUGAGGAACAUAACGUACGGGAUCGGAGAAAUGUAUCGAGGGGUUUUCAUUGGUGCACAGGUUAAAAUUCUGCAGAAGUACAUCCCUGAACUCUCGCGGAGUGACGUGCUUAGGGGUCCUGCAGGAGUCCGAGCUCAGGCUCUCGACCGAGACGGAAAUCUCGUGGACGACUUUGUGUUUGACGGCGGGGUCGGGGACGUGGGCAGUCGGGUGCUCCAUGUGCGGAACGCUCCCUCGCCUGCGGCCACCUCCUCCCUCGCUAUCGCUGAAAUGAUCGCAGAUGAGGUGGAGAGUCGCUUCGCGCUGUAGAGCAACAUGGUGAUCGCAGAAGGAAAGAGAUAAAACCAAAAUAGUCCAGCUUGAGGUGGCAAAGUGAAACUAUGUUGUAUCAAACUUUGAUAUGUAUUUUUUUUCCUCUACUUUUAGAUGCCAGGUGUGUUUUUUUUACUGGGUUCUGACUAUGCAAGAGCAAUUUGUCUCUGCAGUUUGAACAUUGUAAAUCCUGCUGGUUUCUGUCCUCAAAGAUGGAAUAUUUCAUCAUUAAAUGUAAAAAGAUGAUGAUCUCUAGUUUCGUGCCAACAAUCUGUUUGAGAAAGUUGGGUGUCUUUUCAAAAAAAUUGUUAAAACUCUUCUUGUAACGCACAAUUAUACCUACAGAACGCACAGUUUAUGAAGAAAGACGGGUUGUUUUUUGGCCAUUUUGGACAUUAAAAACAAUUUGAAAUCAUAUCACCAUUAAAUAUUCUAGUCUUAUGUCAUAUUCACAUUGAUGUAAACUAAGAACACUUAAAUGUUUUAUAAGUUGGUUAUGUUUUUGUGUGUGUGUGUGUGCUAAUUUUAUAUAAUUCUGUUUGAUAUUGCUCUUUGUUAUAGCUUAAAAUUUUGUCGAUAAUGUUUCUAUAAAAUUGCUAUUAUUUCAUGGCAUUUAUUGACAAAUGAAUGUUAAAGUAUUUUUUUUACCAUAAUGCAUAUUUUUGAAUAGCAAAAGUAACAGUAAAAGUGUGAUUUGUGCUGUAUGCUAUUUAAAUAUAGGCUACAUAUCCUGAAGUACUUUUUAAUAUUAGAAGCAAAGUAGUGAUUUCUGGCACAACUUCACCAUAUUUCAAUGGAAGUGCAUGGAGAAGGGAAAUGGUGAGUAGAAAACUUUAUGGUGUUUAAAGUUGUUCUUUAUUCCACAAGCUUUUACCUUAUUGGUACUUUUUGGAUUGUCCACAAGGAGGCAGAAUAACAGCAACACAUACUGUAUGGACCCCAAUGUAAGCACAAAAUAAGUCUAAAUUUGAUGCUGUUACUAAAGCUAGUUGUUUUUAAUGUUUUAACUGGGGAUGCUUGUAUAAUGAGAUCUAAAUAAAGGGAAUUUAUUCGCA
Molecule: messenger RNA, 2558 nt
Organism: Sander lucioperca (pikeperch)
Lineage: Eukaryota; Metazoa; Chordata; Actinopteri; Perciformes; Percidae
Gene: l2hgdh
Product: L-2-hydroxyglutarate dehydrogenase
Exons: 10
Coding region: 160-1500 (446 amino acids)
Molecular function (GO): (S)-2-hydroxy-acid oxidase activity; (S)-2-hydroxyglutarate dehydrogenase activity
Source: RefSeq, a predicted model, not a curated record